CCGCAUCGUACCUUCAUCUCAAAAGUCUCUUCUUCUUCCUCUCAUCAACACCGGGCUCAAGGCCAACAAUUUCAAAUCCCAUGACAAUGCCUUCAACGCCAUCGUCGCCUCUACCACUCCCCUCCUCCGCCGCUCCGUUCCUCCGUCGUCUUGGCUGGUCUUUGCCAUUGUCGUCAGCAACCUAUCAUCUUCUCCGGCGAUGGCUUCGAUUUGGGGCUACACGACUCGAUUUGGGGCUGCCACUUCCGGAUCCUCCAACCUAGGUGGACGAUGACCAAGAUCAUGGUGCAGUGAAUGCCGCAUUUGCCGGAUCCGUCGUCCUUGAAGUCGGAGCUCGGCCUGAGGGAACGACAGGGGGCGGUGGAGGGGAAGGUGUCGCGGACUGGGCGGAGUUCUGGUGCCUAAGGCUAGGGGCAGGGAGUGGGGGUUAGGUUGGGAUCUGGUUUGUAGAUCUAACUAGGGCAGGGGAGGGGACUUUGUGGACAAGGAAGGGGCAACAGGUGUGGAUGUUGCAGCGACGAUGGCAGCUUUCGCUAGGCAGCAGGAUGGGGAGAUUGUUGUUUUUGGUGGCACAGAGGUCGAAAACUUUCCGGCGACCAGUCACUAUGGAUGGUGGGGGGUCAGUCACUAUGGCCGGAGUGACAGAGUCAGUCACUGCGACCGGUGGCAGGCAGUCGUUGUGGCGGUAGCCGGACGAUCAAUAUGGUCGGAGUCACUCUGGCAGCGGGGCAGUCACUGUGGCGGUGGGGCAGUCACUGUGGCGGCGGGGCAGUCACUGUGGCGGCGGGGUAGUCACUGUGGCGAUGGAGCAAUGAUGGGCGGGGCAGUCAUUGUGAUCGGUGGGUCACUUUACCCAGAGUCACUUUGAUCGGAGUCACUUUACACUGCAGAGUUAAUUGUGAUGUUGGUCACAUUUUUGAAAUUUUUGAAAACAGAUCACUUUUUUUUUAUCUUUUAUCCUAUUUUUAGUAAUAUUGGAAUAAAAAGGCCAUGUUAAUAAUGAAUAUCCCAA
This is a messenger RNA of Cuscuta epithymum, 1012 nucleotides long. The record is from the annotation of a GenBank genome assembly. Lineage: Eukaryota; Viridiplantae; Streptophyta; Magnoliopsida; Solanales; Convolvulaceae.